AGUUUCCGAAUAUGGUCUGUCGACGUUUGAAAGUCGGUUGAGUAGUAGGGCUUGGUCCGGAUGUGACCUUGUCUAUCGAGAGAGUCAUGUUAGCUUUGGUGCAGAGUAGUUUAAAAUGGAUUUCUUCUACUCGAAGGAUAUUGCAAAAUAGUGCAAACAAGGUUUAAUUUUUCUGAGCUGCUGAGGCGUUGUUAAAAAUUCGACUUGGUUUGUGGAGUCAGUUGCUAGCAGAUUCAUUGGCUUGCUUCAAAGGUCCUCUCAUGAUUGAAUUUAUUAAAAUGAUCCUCGAAGACCUGAAAGUUUUGAAGACUCACGAUUAAGUGAACAGGUUUCAGGAUAGUUGAUUCUUAUGAGGAUAGGUCGCUGAGGGCACUGGAUGCGCCGUGGUGCUGGCCAGUGCGUGUAGAUUGGGUGGGUUGUUAGGAAUGUUUUGAGCUCGUGUCCUGAUAAAGUGUGAAUGAUAUAUAAUUCUUGUCAUGUAAUUAGUAUAUUUUUUCGAUGGGAUUUUGUGUUUAGUAAAUAGUCUGAAAAGGCAUGUCGCUGUUCCUCUUCGUCUUCGUAAUGAACAAAUUUGUGAAGUCCAAUGAAUCCGUGUUUUUCAACAAGCUUUUUUUGCCACGACUGCUUCUAUAGCGUUUCCUGAUCCAUGCUAGAGAUAAUCACAGGCACUGAUUGGGUGUUCGUGUUUGAUUUUUGACUUUGAGGCAGCAUUGAGAGAACAUGGAGUUUUUCAAAGAUGUUCACUCAGUGCGACUCUUAACCCAGAAUGGAAAGUAUUUGUGGGCCGCGGAGGAUCGCAACAGUGUCGCUCUGAGAAGGGGUGAGAACACGUAUGGGGUGGACUGGCGAGUUGAGGUUGUUCCCGAGCGGAAUACCAUCCGAUUGAAAAGUGUGUACGACCUUUACUUGAAACCUUCUGAUUACGCAUCCGCACUGGGCUUCACGGGAAGAAAGAUAAGGCAGAGUUUUGCAUCGAAGGCCGAUUCAUCGCUGGAGUGGGAGCCUGUUCGCAGCGAUAGUUGUGUGAAGUUUACUGCCAAGGGAGACAAAUUUCUACGAGCCAAUGGGGGAGUGCCGCCGUAUAGAAAUACCGUGACGUAUGAUGUGCCAAUGCGAAAGAGCAAGCAACAUGAGGUGCUCUGGACCGUCGUAGUUGUGAAACUAAAGGAUCCGCUGAGGUUGCAGCUCAAGAACAGUCCAUUGGCAUCUCCAACACUAUAUAAUGCCGCGAAACUCAAGUUAUCACCGCCGCGUAUCAGUAAAGUGGAAAUUUCCGACCAUGACCAGUAUUCGCCCCCUGAACCCGUUCGAAGGCCUCAGUUACCUAGAAAUCCAGAACCGGGGGUGAAAUAUCCCCCGACCUCCCAUCACAGUUCAUGUUCAGAGUGGUCGUCACCUCCAGCAAGCCCUCCCUCACGCAGGCGUCCAACUAAAACUCCUGAACCUAGCAAAGACGUUCCGAAACCAAAGCAAUCAGAACUCCGGAGAAUUUACUACUCCGUUGCUGAGGACAACGGUGAAGUACUAGCUCACGACGACGAGACUUCCGGCACUUUGCUGUUCGAGGGAAGCACUAUAGAUGAAUUGGCGCAUGAACUACAGCGCAUGACAGGAAUCGACGACAUCAUCUUGUGCAUGAAGAACCCUCUCAGUACCAAGCUGUACAAAAUGCGGCUCCCUGCGAACAGAGCUCCGUUGUGCGUCGUCAUCGUUCGGCAGAACUCCAGAUUUGGGAAAGCCUUCUCAAUGAAAUCAAUCCAAUAGAAACGAUUUUGUUUCCCUGUAACAAACAUUCUGCUUCCGAACUCUGCAAUCUCGGCAUAAAACUGAGCAAUUGACUAGAAUGAGCAAUUGAGUAGAAAAACUCGUUACAAAUUAGCAUAGGUACCCAAGUAAUUGCUAGCUGAGCAUGAUCGAUCUUCCAUGACUGCGAGGAUUACGAUGACAUCGAUCCUUGUUUCAGCAUCAGUAUCUAAGGAGACAACAACGGCUCACUCAGCAUCCCAAUUUUUUUUUUUUUUUUUUUUUUUUUUUUUUGUAUUAGUUUAAGAAUCUGGAGCUGAGCUGGGGUGUGGAAAGUUGGAGGGUAGAGACACUGUUUCGUCCAUUUGUGCAGAUAAUUAGAAUUCUGGGGCCAAUUUUACGCUCAUUGAGCGAAGUCCUCACUCCUCUCACUGGUAAGUGGAGAAGUUUGGAUUGGCUCUUCAGGCAUUUUCACUCAGAGUUGAGUUUAAGCUUUCACAAUAAUUUUUAGUUAUUGUUGUAUCAUAUUAGAAUAUCUGGACACCACAGGUUUUGACCUCAUUGUAUCAAAAAUAAAUUGUACCUGUUUUUUCCUCAA
Physcomitrium patens is the source of this 2341-nucleotide messenger RNA. The record is from RefSeq and is a predicted model, not a curated record. Lineage: Eukaryota; Viridiplantae; Streptophyta; Bryopsida; Funariales; Funariaceae.